AUUAUAGCUAGGCCAUGACUUUUGUUUCAUGUGGUUUCUUUUUAAAACACUAACAAACAAUGAAUAUUCUGAAAUUAAAGAAAUGCUGUUGUUGUUGUGUCGAUUUGCGCUGUGGCUGUGUCAUAAUCUAUGCGAUCGAGUUCUUUUUUGCUGUCUGCGGUCUUUGCCUGGGUGAAUGGUCUGAAAAUAAUCACUUUUGGAUAGUGUUACGCAUCGGUUAUAUGGCGCACCUGAUUGGCACCGUUUUUCUGCUCAUGGGCAUCAUUUUAAAAUCGCCUAGCUUUUUGAUGGUUUAUUUGGUAACAAAUGGCAUACACGUUUUUACCAGCACUACAUACCUCAUUCUCUGGGCUUUGCGAUGUGUUCGUUGUAUUUAUGUUGUGACGUUGUCAACUUUUGGAAUUUUGUGUAGCAUUUACUUUUGGUUAAUUGUCUACUCAUUACGACUCAGAUGUAAAUGGGAACAGUCAAUAGACUAUGAUGGUUCGGUUUUCUAACUGUAUUAGGCAUAUCUUGGUUAAAAGGUUUUUUUUAAAUUCAAAAUUCCAAAUUUUUUUGACAUCUUAUAUACAAACCUUCUGAAAAUCUCAUUACUUAAACAAAGUUAAAAAAAAAAAAA
Messenger RNA from Drosophila virilis, 619 nucleotides. The record is from RefSeq and is a predicted model, not a curated record. NCBI's taxonomy places the organism in Eukaryota, Metazoa, Arthropoda, Insecta, Diptera, Drosophilidae.